Anoplopoma fimbria (sablefish) is the source of this 693-nucleotide messenger RNA. Its product is annotated as voltage-dependent calcium channel gamma-1 subunit-like. Gene Ontology annotation, biological process: calcium ion transmembrane transport; regulation of calcium ion transmembrane transport via high voltage-gated calcium channel. Gene Ontology annotation, molecular function: calcium channel regulator activity; voltage-gated calcium channel activity. The transcript has 4 exons. Lineage: Eukaryota; Metazoa; Chordata; Actinopteri; Perciformes; Anoplopomatidae. The record is from RefSeq and is a predicted model, not a curated record. Bases 1 to 693 code for a protein of 230 amino acids. Gene Ontology annotation, cellular component: L-type voltage-gated calcium channel complex; membrane.
AUGCACAAGCGCACUAAGAUAAAGAUUGCCAUCUUCGUGCUAAUAGUGGGAAUGGCAUGCAUGUUCACUGCGGUGGUAACGGACCACUGGGCCGUUCUCAGCCCGCAGGUGGAUAAAGUCAAUGACACCUGCGAGGCGGCCCACUUCGGCCUGUGGAGGCUGUGCAAGAAGCAAAUCUACAUCAGCUCGGAACACUUCCAGCAGGGGCUUGGCUGCGGACCCAUCAGCCUGCCUGGAGAGGAAAACUGCACCUACUUCAGACACUUCACUCCAGGGCUGGAUACCGAGAUAUUUGAAUAUAAAACGCAGAAAGAGUACAACAUCUCAGCCGCUGCCAUCUCCAUUUUCAGUCUAGCCUUCAUGAUCCUGGGUUCUCUGUGUCUGAUCGGAUCAUGUACCGGCAAAGGCAAAGGAAGAGACUACCUCCUCAAACCUGCUGGCAUGUUUUUCGCAUUUGCAGGUCUCUGUGCCUUCAUCUCACUGGAAGUGAUGCGCCAGUCGGUCAAACGCAUGAUCGAGAGCGAGGAUACAAUCUGGAUCGAGUACUACUACGCCUGGUCCUUCGCUUGUGCCUGCACCGGCUUCGUCCUCCUUUUCCUCACUGGCAUCGCCCUCCUGCUCCUCUCCAUGCCCCAGAUGCCCAGGAAUCCAUGGGAGACUUGCAUGGAUGCCGAGCCGGAUCAAGUGGAGUGA